UCCCCAUUGUCUCAUUGUAUGGGUGCACCCCUCGCGGUCCUGAGUUCCUUGCUUGUGCUCUUGAGAAUUCCAUACAUCAUAUUUUUCAGCCCCUCAUCCUCUUCCAGAUCCGUCCCCAAUCCAUACCCACUCAACUUUGUGUCUGUGUUUUUUACUUUUUGUUUGCCAAACAAUAUCAGAUCAGCUGUGGAAAUUGCUUCCAAACACCACAACAUCAAAAAGAAGAAAGGAACGCCCCCACCUUGCUCUCUUCCUCCCUGAGCCGACAGCGGCAGCAUCUCUCCUUCUACCUGGCCUAGUUUUUUUCUGUGCAUACUCUACAUUCCAGAAAGUUACCUUAUCACAAUGGGAUCAUCCUGAGUGACGUUUUCGAAACUUACGUAGUUCACUCUUGACCUCAUUAGCUGUUUACAGAGUCUUCCACCAAGGCAGUCUUCUUCAUAUGGAGUUGUUUUCUUCAUUGCUCUUCUGGAGUAGGGGUCAAACCCUGCUGUGGCCAUGCUCCACCACUAAGCCGUAUCCUCAGCUCUGGACCGGACUUUUUUUUUUUUUUUUUUCUUUUUUCUGUGCAGAUCACAGUGUGGCUGGAAUUCCGAGGGCUUGGAGGUGGGAGCUGAGUCAUACUCUUUAGCAUCUGCCUUUCCCAAUUCGCUGCAUUGGUACCCCGAUUUUGACUGUCUGCUUAGUGUGUGAUUACAAGGAUUGACUACAAUUAAUAAAACUAACGGGUUUCCUAUAAUUGGACACUGAGGUUGUUUCUAAUUUUUGAACAUUACAAACCAGGCUGUGAUGAACAUCCAAGACACUAAAUCUAGGCAGGUGCUGGCCACUGAGGUCAGGAGGAAUAUUUUUGAAACCUCUAAGCAUAAAGUGCCUGCCAGUUGGUGUAACUGGAAGCUUUUUGGCUAAGGCCCAGAAGGUGGCGAACACCAAGCGCUCUGCUCCAACCUUUUGGCUUGCUGGGGUCAGUAUUCAUUCCCCAGCUCUUGUCACAGAGUGCUCAGGCUGGCAGGUCCUUGGGGACCAGCAGCCGCAUCUCACGUGAGAGGACUGAGGCCUGGGAUGGUCCUUUGGCGGCACAGUGCUGGGCAGAAACCCUCCCAGUCUCCAGCACCUGGGCUCCCAAACCAGAAGCUGAGCUGUGCCAUUUGGAAUCUGCCCUGCAAACUCCCCGGGCCUGCUCCCCACACCACACAGCUUUCUGCUGAGGCCAGAGAGGGGCUUUAAACACUCUUGCAAGUCAACUGAGCAGUGAGGAGGGGUGUGGGGAGGCAUUGAAAGGUGACUUGGGGUCCACUCUGCAAGAGAUUGGACCUCCUCCCCCCAGAACCCCUCUUUAUCUGAAGCCACGUGGCAGGCUUCAUGGCAGUGACCCUGUAUCAGGUCCACCUGGCAAAUCUACUUGGGAUUUGAGCUGAAAUACCGGGUGAGUCCUUCACUCUCCUUAGAGCUGGCAGCCUUCUUUUCUCACUGGGACCCAACUUUGCUAAAAGGCCCAAGUAUUCAGCCCCCUGUCCCAGCCGAGCCUGGGUGCCUUUGGGUGCUAAUGAGCACCCCUCCUUCCCACCUGGGGCCUUGAUGCUGCCUGGGGAAAUAACACAAAUGGUGUGAAAUUUGCCCCUUCUUUGUUUUCCUUUCUGCCUUGGAGCUAAGCAGACCCCUCACCUUCACCUGGACCCUGUUUAUUGAACUGGGAGAGAUUUCACACCCAAGAACGUAGCUCUCUCUCCACGAGCCCCCUCCCUAAAUUUUCACAACCUGCCCACAUUCCCCCACCCCCUGCUCCGCCUGAAUAACUGAUGAGUCAAGGCGGGCCUUAUAAAAGGGUCUCUGGGGGAAAAGGCAAAGGAGCGCGCAGAAGGUUCCGAGAACUGGAAGAGUCACAGUCGCCUGGCUUGGUGUCCCAAGGAUGGAUCCUGCUGCUCCUGCUGUUGCUCCCCCUGGCCUGGCCCCGGCCCAAGCCCCCGUCCAGGCACAAAUCGGUGGACGAGAAGCUUCUGGGAAUGAAAGAGAAACACGUCUUUGGAGACCCUGGCUGCCCUCCGCCAAUGACCAACCGAGGCAGGUGAGGAUGCCGGUGGACUCGGCUGCUGCUGGGGCAACAGCUGCGGAGGUCACCAAGGCCGAGGCUGGGUUCCGUCACCCUGUCAGGCUCUUCUGGCCGAGAUCCCGCUCCUUUGACUACCUGUACAGUGCUGGGGAGAUGCUACUACAGAAUUUCCCCGUCCAGGCCACCAUCAACUUGUAUGAGGAUUCUGACAGUGAGGAAGAUGGAGAGGACAAGGAGAAGAAUGUAGAGGAAGAGGUCAAUGAAAUAGGGCCAGAAGGGUGUGCGAGGGCACCAGAGGCCACACCACACAAGGCCACAGCUCAUUCCGCUGACCCACCCCUGACCUGUCCAAACUGAAGCAAUCCUAGUUACACUUGGCAGGUUUCCAAGGGCAUCCAUUAGCAAAGAGUCUCCAGACACAAAUUUUCUGGACCAAAAACCAGUGUCCUCAGGCUGUCUAGCACACCCUGGCUUUUCUGAUGGGCUUACAAGGUUAGGCCUCUGGCAUGUUCUUGUCUGAGCUGCUCUUGUGCCAACAGUAGGAGGUUCCUAAGACCCGGAAGGGGAUUAGGAAGACUUGAUUGCUGAAGGCCUCAGCAAGUAGAGCAGGGCAAGGGAUGCCCUUGGACAAGAAAGCAGUCACUCCUCCAGGGCCGUUUGAUCCCCCAAUUUUUGAAGGUAGCAGCCAUAUGAACCAGUCUCGAGGGGAGCGAGGCUGGCCUCCAGCUUCUUCUCCAGAGAUCCCAUCACCAGAUCCAAGCAAUACUGGAGCCCCUUGAGGGAAGGGAAGGGAACAGAAGAAGGCAUCUUGAGAAUCUGCUUGUCUGGGGACCUGCAUCCUCGUUGCCUGCUAUUCAUUCAGUCUGGGUAUUGGCAUAAGAUGAAUCAGGAGAAAAAUAAAUGGAAUGAUGUUUGCCUUUU
This is a messenger RNA of Alexandromys fortis (reed vole), 2971 nucleotides long. It is a transcript of the gene Ripply1, whose product is annotated as ripply transcriptional repressor 1. The record is from RefSeq and is a predicted model, not a curated record. Gene Ontology annotation, biological process: embryonic pattern specification; negative regulation of transcription by RNA polymerase II. The coding region runs from base 1910 to 2407 and encodes 165 amino acids. Lineage: Eukaryota; Metazoa; Chordata; Mammalia; Rodentia; Cricetidae. The transcript has 4 exons. Gene Ontology annotation, cellular component: nucleus.